AUGGGUCGCGUAGAAAAGUCAGAGUCCGUCCCCGACGUCGUCCCCUCCGACCUCAACAUCCCCGACAACUACGUCCAGCACACCCUUACGACCACAAAGCCCCUCCCACCUUUCCGAUGGUCAAAUUUCAUCAACGACCUUAACUGGCUCAAUGUCUUUAUUCUCUGCGUUACGCCCUUCCUCGGCCUCAUCGGCGCCCUCACCACCAAGCUGCGCUGGGAGACAUUCUGGUUCUCCAUUUUCUACUACUACUUCACUGGUUUGGGUAUUACCGCCGGCUACCACCGUCUCUGGGCACAUCGCUCGUACAAUGCGUCUCUUCCUCUCCAGUAUUUCCUCGCUAUUGCCGGAGCUGGUGCUGUUGAAGGUUCUAUCAAGUGGUGGUCAAGAGGUCACCGUGCCCACCAUCGCUACACCGACACCGACCUCGACCCUUACAAUGCCCACAAAGGCUUCUUCUAUUCCCACAUCGGCUGGAUGCUUGUUAAGCCCCGCCGCAAGCCCGGUGUUGCUGACGUUAGCGACUUGAGCAAGAACCCCGUCGUUCGCUGGCAACACAAGUACUACCUCCCCAUGAUCCUCAUCGUCAGCUUUGUCAUUCCCACUCUCAUUCCCGGAUAUUUCUGGGGCGAUUACAAGGGUGGAUAUGUCUAUGCCGGUGUCCUCAGAUUGUGCUUCGUUCACCACUCGACUUUCUGUGUCAACUCCCUUGCUCACUGGCUCGGAAACUCGCCCUUCGAUGACAAGCACACCCCUCGUGACCAUGUCAUUACCGCUCUUGCCACUAUCGGUGAAGGUUACCACAACUUCCACCACCAGUUCCCCAUGGACUACCGUAACGCCAUCAAGUGGUACCAGUAUGAUCCUACCAAGUGGUUCAUUUGGACGAUGCAGAAAGUUGGGCUUGCUAGCCAUCUCAAGGUCUUCCCUGAGAACGAAGUGCGCAAGGGUCAACUGACGAUGGAACUGAAGAAACUCAAGGCGACUCAAGAGCGUCUUGCGUGGCCAACUGAUAGCAGCGACUUGCCCGUUAUCAGCUGGGAGAGUUAUCAAGAGCAAGCUGCCAAGCGCCCUCUGAUUCUCAUCUCAGGAUUCAUUCACGAUGUUUCUACUUUCAUCGACGAACACCCUGGAGGUCCUCACUUGUUGGUCAAGUUCAUUGGCAAAGACGCUACGACGGCAUUCUUUGGCGGUGUAUACGACCACUCCAAUGCUGCUCACAACUUGCUCGCCAUGAAGCGUGUUGGUGUGCUCCAUGGAGGUAUGCGACAGGGAUUGGACGACAAAUCCAUUCCUCCCAGUCAGCGACUGAAAAUUGCACGAUAUAACGAGCUGUCGCCGUAUAAUAGCAGUACAGCUUACUCGGAUGGUGAGGGUAUGCUCGGUUAA
This is a messenger RNA of Psilocybe cubensis, 1389 nucleotides long. RefSeq lists its product as uncharacterized. Gene Ontology annotation, biological process: unsaturated fatty acid biosynthetic process. The record is from RefSeq and is a predicted model, not a curated record. Gene Ontology annotation, cellular component: endoplasmic reticulum membrane. Bases 1 to 1389 code for a protein of 462 amino acids. Gene Ontology annotation, molecular function: stearoyl-CoA 9-desaturase activity; heme binding; iron ion binding. NCBI's taxonomy places the organism in Eukaryota, Fungi, Basidiomycota, Agaricomycetes, Agaricales, Agrocybaceae. The transcript has 5 exons.